Messenger RNA from Protobothrops mucrosquamatus (brown spotted pit viper), 2999 nucleotides. It is a transcript of the gene CREB3L2, whose product is annotated as cAMP responsive element binding protein 3 like 2. Bases 83 to 1465 code for a protein of 460 amino acids. The record is from RefSeq and is a predicted model, not a curated record. Gene Ontology annotation, biological process: regulation of transcription by RNA polymerase II. NCBI's taxonomy places the organism in Eukaryota, Metazoa, Chordata, Lepidosauria, Squamata, Viperidae. Gene Ontology annotation, molecular function: cAMP response element binding; DNA-binding transcription factor activity, RNA polymerase II-specific. The transcript has 11 exons.
CUUCACAGAACUCCUUGAUGAUUUUUCCCAGGAUGUUUUGGGGCAGCUCUUGAAUGAUCCCUUCCUGUCUGAGAAAAAUGAGAUGAUGGAAGUGGAAUUAUCACCAGUUUCUCCAGCUCCCCUCAUCCAGGCAGAACAUAGCUAUUCCCUUUGUGGGGACUCUCGGCCCCAGUCGCCAUUGACCCAUAUUUCAGCUGAUGACAAUUUCAAUGAAGCUGACUUGGAAAAUGAAGACUGGUGCCUGGGAUCAGAGCUGACAUCAGCCAACAUAAAGACAGAACCAGCAGUGACUGAAACAUCCGGCCUUGCUCCGUCAGGCAGUCUUACUGCUUCGCCCAGCCCCACCAUCCUGGAGGGGGAAGAGCCACCGCUGCAGGAUGAUGGCACAGUAUGGUUUCUGACUAAAUCAGAGAGUCACAAAGUUCUUCCUGAGAUUAAACUGGAGCCGCAUGAAGUGGAUCAAUUUUUGAACCUUUCAUCCAAGGAAGUGGUGGAUACUCUACACAUGCCUCCAACACCCCCCAGCAGCCAUGGCAGUGAUUCUGAGGGUGGACAAAGCCCAACCCGGUCCCUCCCACCAUCAAGUCCCACCCACUUGCAGGCCACUGUUAAAGUGACUUCACGCACAGCUUCCGCCCUCACCAAUUCACCUCUCUUAACAGCACCACAUAAACUGCAGGGCACAGGUCCCCUAAUCUUAACAGAGGAGGAGAAAAGAACUUUGAUAGCAGAAGGAUAUCCCAUCCCUACAAAACUUCCCCUCACUAAAUCAGAAGAGAAAGCACUGAAGAAAAUCCGUAGAAAGAUCAAGAACAAGAUUUCUGCCCAAGAAAGCAGGCGGAAAAAGAAAGAAUACAUGGACAGCCUGGAGAAGAGGGUUGAGUCCUGCUCAACUGAGAACAGUGAGCUUCGCAAGAAAGUAGAAGUUCUGGAGAAUACAAACAGAACACUCCUGCAGCAAUUACAGAGGCUUCAAACCAUGGUAGCUGGCAAAGUGUCACGCUCCUGUAAAGCUGCUAGUACACAAACAGGGACAUGUCUAAUGGUUGUAGUAUUAUGCUUUGCAAUUAUUUUGGGCAGCUUUUCACAGAGCUUUGGGCCUCAUUCCUCCAUUACAAAAGCUGUGCUGCCAACCCAGCAUUCUACACCAGAGUCAUAUACAGCAUCAAUAGUGAGAUCAAGGAGUCUGCUGACUUAUGAGGGGCCUUAUCCACUGGAGGAACAGCCCUUGUCAGACCACAGCAAUGGCUGGGACAGGCAUCUGGAUGCUUCCAAAGCCCUGUCUUUGGAACCCAUGUCCAAGUCACAACCCAGUCAUGUUACAGAGAUCACAAUAGCCAAUGAAACAAGGCUAGAAAAGUCAGUGCUGGUGGGGCUGCAACAGCACAGAAUCAGUUCAGAGCUGGAUGCAAAUGAAACACUAAAAAUCGUUGAAAUUGACAGAAGAGUCAACGCUACAUUUUAGGAGAAAGGAACAUUUCCUCCCUUGCAUCUUUAUUUCUGUUCCAAACAAAAGAUUGGAAACACUUGUCACUGUCAGUAAAUCUCAAUGGCGAGAAUGGAGGACUUGUCUGAUUUUUUUAAUGUGAAAAGGUGGCUUUGAUAGACUAUUCUCCAAAAAUCCUAAUUUUUAGCUUGCCAUUUCACUUCUACAUCCAUGAUGAGGGGCGUUGAUGUGGAAAUAUGAUAAAGGCAGACCUUUUGAAUUAUUUUCUUGCCCUGCUGUUUUUUUAAAAAAAUAGUAAUUGUCAUACCUGAUGUCUACCAUAAUAUUCAUAGUGGGAAGAACUAUGUUGAUGCUAUUUUGAUGCCACCGGUGAUAGGGUGUUGCCCUCAGAGAAAAUCUCCUCUGGAGCUUCCAUAAUCAUGGUGAAGUAGAAGCAUAACCAAGGAACUUUUUCCCCACCUUCUCUAGCAGAAUUGGACUGUAGACGUGUUCUUUGUUGUACCUCAGUGGACAAGAAUGGUUACUUCUGGCAAAACAUUUUGGUCUUGCUAGACUCAGAAGUUUCAUUAUUACUUUCCUCCCAUGGUGAUAUCUCUGUAAAAACUGAAAAGGCUUGGAGUCAUCUUUUAGUAUAUUAGCUUAAUUUUUCCCAGUCUGAUGACUUCUUGCUACAAUUCCCCAAAUAAGCCUAGUUGUGGAGAUUCUCUUAUGGAUAUGAGAAUCUGGUUGCUUGUAUUCCCUUAUAUCUUAUACUCUCCUGUAUCUUUCUGUUGUAAAUAGUAUUUAUUAGGGUUUUUUUCUAUGAUUGAAGCUGGAAUGGCAAGUCAAUGUUAUAAGUUCUUUCAAAUGAUCUCAGUGGACUUUGAAAAACUUCCAAAACUUCUUUUAGGCACCAGGCAUUAAACCUUUAAAAAUUUAAUCUAAAUAAGAUUUUUUCCUACUUCCUAAUGUGUUGUUGUUUUGUUCUCUUUGUUGUACUUGUUUUUAAAUAGGCUUUUGGUUAUGAAACCAGCAAAAAUUCCAGUCUCAGCAAACUCAAUUUAAAUGAUCAGAACUUUUGGGAAGGAAUUAUUAGUAUGAAUAUGUUAAAAUAGCACCUCUAUAAAAUACAGUUGCAUGGGACCCUUCAUCAAACUAUUAUUUAUAUGCUUAGAGUUCAAAAAAUAAUAUCUCUAAAUCAUUUUUAAUGGGGGAUUUUUCAAAUAUCAUACUUGGUCAACAAUGUUUAUUUUACUGCACUGUAUUCAUUAUGUGAUCAUUGAUUCCAGAUGUAGCUAAUAGAUUUUAGAUAACGUAGCUAGUGGGUGGACUCUAAAAUAAGAGAAUGUUAUUUUAAACUCUCUAUUUAUGGAAACCAAUUCUGGGAUUGUGAAGCUCAAUAAUUGAGUAGUAGAUAGACAUGUAUUUCUUUUGCUAUGUAUAUGCUUUGAUUGUAUUCACUGUUUUUUAUUAUGUAAAGUAUUUUAACUAGUUAAUGUUUCUGAAUCAGAUGUUGACUGGUGCAAAUUGAUAGUUUUCCAUUCUAUAAUAAUCUGAUAAUUUGCUUCUCUUU